UGUACAAGCCACAGUAAACAGCAGAAUGAGAUAAAAGAGGGAGUGUAAGGUGCUUGGUAUGUUGCUAGCAAGUUAGGCAGCUAAACAGAGUGGCGGAAACGGACGCAGACGUCAAGGUCAUUGUUUAUUGUAGAGAUUAAAAGCUGUUUAUUGAAACGUUCCACGAUCUACGACUAGCAAAGUUGUUGACAUCACUCGCAUUCGGAGUACUGCCAAGGGGAAAAUCAGCUGGCUGGCUAGCUAGCUAGCUAGCUGGCUAACCACAACAAAACGCUUUGGCUAGCUGAGAUAGCUAGCUGUUAGCUAAACGGCAGAUCCCUUACCCCUGCCCCAGCGACCCCCCCGGCCCAAGUCAGGAUGGAGUGUCGUGGUCCCUGGGGUGUGGGAGCCCCACUGGUGGUGCUGAUGGUGGCAUUGUGCUGCACUCUGGCGCCCUCUCCUGGACAUGCGUACAUUUACGCUCAUUACAGCAACAGGACAUCCAUGGUGUUCGAGGACUUGCCUGCCCUCUUCGGGAACCAGCUGCCAAAAGACGGGCUCAUGGGGGUGCUGGUGGAGACGCGUCCGCUCAACGCCUGCGUCCCCAUCGAGCCGCCACCCACGCCCCUCGCCCCCAUCGUGGGCAACCUCACCAAGUUUAUAGCUCUCAUCCAACGCUACGACUGCAACUUCGACGUCAAGGUACUCCAUGCUCAGCAGGCCGGCUUCAGUGCAGCCAUUGUGUACAACGUGCACUCUGACAUCCUGCUCAACAUGGGCUUCAACGACGAAAGCAUUGUGCAGCAGAUCGAGAUCCCGUCAGUGUUCACCAGCUACACUGCCUCCCAGCUGCUCAAGGCCUACGUCAUCCCUGACAGAGGGGCCUACGUGAUCCUGAGGCCGGAGUUCUCCUUCCCGCUGUCCUACUAUCUCAUCCCCUUCACUGGCGUUGUGGGCAUCAUCAUCCUUGUCAUGGUGACCGUCCUGAUCAUUCGCUGCGUGCAGUACAGGAAGCGAAUGAGGAGGAACAGGCUGAGCAGGGAGCAGCUGAAGAAGAUCCCCGUUCACAAAUUUAAGAAAGGGGAUGAGUAUGAUGUGUGUGCCAUCUGCCUGGAUGAGUACGAGGACGGAGACAAGCUGAGGAUUCUGCCCUGUUCGCACGCCUAUCACUGCAAGUGCGUCGACCCCUGGCUGACCCAGACCAAAAAGACCUGCCCCGUGUGUAAGCAGCGUGUGACCCGGACCAGCCCGGAGCUGUCCGAGUCCGAGUCGGACGGGGAAGGUGGCGGGGCGGUGGCCAGCGAUGAGGAAGGUGGAGCGGAGGUAGAGUCUGAGCGCACCCCACUGCUCCGGCCCUCCAACCCCGGCUCGCCCUCGUCGGGCAGCCCUGGGGCCUACGCCGCCACGGUGACGGCGGCCCAGUGCCUGGGCCCGGCAGUCCGCCCCGACUCGCCCAUCCUGGGCCACGACGGAUACUACUCCCCCGAGGCGGAGGACACGGCCGAGUCCGAGGUGGAGGGGGACGAGGCCAGCCUCUCUGACGGAGACACGGCACACCUCUUAGGGAAUGGCGCGGUCAGGGUGUGAGGGCUGUCCACUUCCUUUGCCGCCCCCCCCCCACCAGUUACACAACAUCCCCUUUCCAGAUUUGUCCCAUGCCAUUCUGUUAUCGUGUUUGUGACAUCUGUGACACUUUUUUUUCCCAUUUUCUGCUAACCGUAGUUUUGCUUGAUGUCCAGACCCUCCGUUUGCUUAUAUUGCUUUUUUCUCUCAUCCCUCCCUGGAACGCAUUGAUGUCCUUUCCCUCUGUCUUCCUACUCCACCGCUCUCUCUCCCUGCUUGUCUUGCUUUUGACAGCUGGCCCAGCCCAGCACUGAGGCGAUGUUCUGCAGUGCUGACAAACGAGCAGGCGUGCUCCUGAUCUGUCUCGAUCCAGCCAGCGGGACUUUGCUCCAGCUUGCUCAAGAACUCUUCCAAGAAAAGGCAUGGAGGGAAGCUAAGAGGGGCCAAUGCUAAUAUGUAUGGUGUUUGGGUUGUGUUUUUAUGGAGGCUGCAGGGGAACUGUCUCUACAUGAUUAGAUGGUGCUGUUUCAGUUGCCUCCACUGUCUGAGCUUAUAAGCAUUCCCAGCGAGAAAUACUACAAGUUUAGUGUUUCUUCAAGUAAUAAUACUAUCUACUUUAAAUGUAAGCAAAUAGGUGGAUAUGACCACUGUAGUAUAAUUGUUGCAGGCUGUAGUGUCUGCCCAGAGCUCCACAGUUUUUCCUUGCAUUAGAUGGAGAUGGCCAAGUGAUGGUUUGGGAAUCACUUGUUGAAUGAUGAUCUCUGAAUGAUUUGUAAUAACCAUUUGAACCAAUCAAAGGGUUGCACACUGUAGAGAGCAAAGCACUGAUCCGGGAUCAGUACUGUGGGGAAGGACAGUGUGGAAGGGACAGUUCUGGCACAGGUGUUCUCUUGUGUUGCUCCCAUCCUCUGUCCUGGAGGUUCUGCCCGUUACACCCUCACGUGAGAUGCUGCCCUCUGAUUGGUUCGAAUCGUGUCUUCAUGGGGGCUUUUUAAAAGAUAAUUGAUACCAACCUGCCAGUCUCGGGGGUUGUGUGUAUGGGAGUGGGGCGGUUCUCAGACGCUGGCUCAUUUAGGUAGUUGUUCUCUUCCUCUUUCUGCUGAGCUGCCGAGUUCGGACACCGGAGGAACCACAAACUGCUACAGCUUUCCCACCACCGCUGCCGCCUACCAUGUUGAGGCUGCAGUCUCAGUGCACGAUGUGCUUACUGUCCCUUCCCCUGGCUUACUUACACCCCCCC
Messenger RNA from Megalops cyprinoides (Indo-Pacific tarpon), 2782 nucleotides. Its product is annotated as E3 ubiquitin-protein ligase RNF167-like. Gene Ontology annotation, biological process: positive regulation of DNA-templated transcription; ubiquitin-dependent protein catabolic process; protein ubiquitination. The record is from RefSeq and is a predicted model, not a curated record. The coding region runs from base 358 to 1566 and encodes 402 amino acids. Gene Ontology annotation, molecular function: ubiquitin protein ligase activity. The transcript is spliced from 10 exons. Lineage: Eukaryota; Metazoa; Chordata; Actinopteri; Elopiformes; Megalopidae. Gene Ontology annotation, cellular component: cytoplasm; nucleoplasm.